Molecule: messenger RNA, 900 nt
Organism: Apiotrichum porosum
Lineage: Eukaryota; Fungi; Basidiomycota; Tremellomycetes; Trichosporonales; Trichosporonaceae
Exons: 2
Coding region: 1-900 (299 amino acids)
Source: RefSeq, a predicted model, not a curated record
AUGGCCGACAGUGGAUCAGCGCAGCCGAUAGUGUGGAGUGAAGUCCACAACGGCCGGUCGGACUCAAGCUGGCUUAACGCCCUAGUGGAAGCUGCAGCCCAAAUUAGCCUAGACGACAGUGGCAGCUCUGGCACCAAUCCACACGACGGCACUGGCUCUCACGACAUUCCCAUGGAUCAAGCUGUCUCUCCCAACGUCGAUAUCGCCCCUUACAGCAGAAACGAAAGGCGGGUCGCCAGGGUGUUGAUGGACAUGGGGGAGGGGAUCCCGACAGACCUUUGGGCUUGGUCUCCCAGCCCUCCCCCGCACAUUACCACGUUUAACGUUGCUUCGCCGGUGCCCCAAGCCAGCGCCGCCGUUGCCGCCGCCGUUCCGGCCGCCGAUGUCCCCGUCGUCAUCAGGUUCCCCCUGGCUCGCACAUAUACGGAUGGCACUGUCAACUCGGAUUUCGUCAUGUCGCAAAUUGUUAUCGAGUACCGUCCCCCCAUGGCCGGCAACAGGGUCCCCAGCCCAAACCCCGCUGGUACCCGCCAGCACAUCCCCGGUUACCUGAUCGGCCACUGUCACAUCGGCAUGCCACAGAGCACGCUCCAGUGGAUCCUGGACGGUGUGUUGACUCAGAUCGACAUUGAAAACGGCGAAACCAUCACCGUCAACCGUGUGGGAUCCGGCCCGGACCGUGAUGGUACACCAGAGACAAGUCAGGUUGCGCGUCUUACCGACUUCUUGCGCAUAGCCCAGUGUAGUGUCAAGGGCAAGGCUCAUUUGACCAUGUGCCUCAGGCGAAAGCUGGCCCCUACCAGUAGUGCCCCGCGGUAUCUAGCACCGACCCUGUUCGCACACCGUCUCGUCGGUUUCCGCUUUGACGAGUUCACAUCUCAACACUCGCAAAUGCUGUGA